Molecule: messenger RNA, 5762 nt
Organism: Mesoplodon densirostris (Blainville's beaked whale)
Lineage: Eukaryota; Metazoa; Chordata; Mammalia; Artiodactyla; Ziphiidae
Gene: TM6SF1
Product: transmembrane 6 superfamily member 1
Exons: 10
Coding region: 96-1100 (334 amino acids)
Cellular component (GO): lysosomal membrane
Source: RefSeq, a predicted model, not a curated record
UUGAAGGGCGCGGCCGAGGGGCGCGGGCGCAGCCGGAAGCUGGGGCGGGGCGCCCGCGCGGGAUGCGGUGAAGGGCAAGCGGCGCGGCGGCGGCGAUGAGUGCCUCGGCGGCCACAGGGGUCUUCGUGCUGUCCCUCUCGGCCAUCCCGGUCACCUACAUCUUCAACCACCUGGCGGCCCAGCACGAUUCCUGGACAAUUGUGGGGGUGGCUGCCCUCAUCCUGUUCCUGGUAGCCCUGUUGGCUCGUGUCCUGGUCAAAAGGAAACCACCCCGGGACCCGCUCUUCUAUGUGUAUGCGGUUUUUGGAUUUACCAGCGUGGUGAACCUCAUCAUAGGACUGGAACAGGACGGGAUCAUUGAUGGCUUCAUGACAUACUACUUGAGAGAGGGUGAACCGUAUCUGAACACGGCCUAUGGGCACAUGAUCUGCUACUGGGAUGGCUCUGCUCAUUAUCUGAUGUAUCUGGUGAUGGUGGCAGCCAUAGCCUGGGAGGAGAGUUAUAGAACCAUUGGCCUAUAUUGGGUCGGAUCUAUUAUUAUGAGCAUUGUUGUUUUUGUGCCAGGAAACAUUGUAGGGAAGUAUGGAACACGCAUUUGCCCUGCUUUUUUCUUAAGCAUACCAUAUACUUGUCUUCCUGUCUGGGCUGGUUUCAGAAUCUAUAAUCAGCCAUCAGAAAAUUAUAAUUAUCCCUCAAAGGUCAUUCAAGAAAUCCAAGCGAAAGACCUGCUGAGAAGACCAUUUGAUUUAAUGUUGGUUGUAUGUCUCCUUCUGGCAACUGGAUUUUGCCUGUUUAGAGGCUUGAUUGCUUUGGAUUGCCCAGCUGAGCUCUGCCGGUUAUAUACGCAAUUUCAAGAGCCCUACCUAAAGGAUCCUGCUGCUUAUGCUAAAAUCCAGAUGCUGGCAUAUCUGUUCUAUUCUGUCCCUUACUUUGUGAUGGCGCUUUAUGGCUUAGUGGUUCCUGGAUGCUCCUGGAUGCCUGACAUAACACUGAUACAUGCUGGAGGUCUAGCUCAGCGAAUACUUGCUCACGAAAUGAAUUCUCAUCUUGAGAGGAUAUCGGAUACAUUCAUCAUAGAAGCUCUCCAUUACCUUGAUUAGCACCCCGAGCUUGCUAAAACUGUCAUUCCUAAUUUAGAAGCUUUAUGUAUUCAUGAUCCCACUAACUUUAUCAAAAUCUGCUUUUAUUGUAAGAUCUAGUGAACUCCCAAGAACCUGUGACUUAAUAAUAAGAAAAAAAUCCUUGAAAAACUUCUAGAUCAGUACAAGUCAAUGGAAAACAUGGUUAGUAGUUAUUAGGCCCCUCAUUUCAGACCACUUAGGAAUCUGCCAAACCUGCUGCCUUCAGAAAUCAAAAGGUAAACUAAAAUGCAAUAAAACCAGGACACAUUUUACACCGAAGAGUUCCACUGGGGACUUUAACCCAAGUAUCUUUUCAUAUAAAAUUAAAGUUUCAAGUCUAAUUUGAAAAGUAUUACAGGCUGUUGAGAGCUACUUAUUAGCAUUUUUUGAAUCAACUGAAUUUUUCUCUGCUAAAAUAUCACUGAAAAUUAAAAGAAAAGAUAUAGUUAAUAUGGUUAAGACCAUGAGCUCUGGAGGCAGACUGGUUCGAAUCUCAUUCACUGAUCACUUCAGUGACCUUGGUCACUCACCUCUUUGAUCCUGUUUCCUCUUCUAUAAAGUAAGAAUAAUAAUAGUACCUUUCUCAUAGAGCUGCUGUUAAGGAUUUUAUGAGGUAAUAUGUGUAAAGGGCGUAGAGCAGUGCCUGGCACAUUAUGAGCUAUGGGCCUCUAUUGCUUUUGUUAAUAUUGUUGUUAGAAGCUUCCCAGUAAGAGUUCGGAGAAGUGCCUUAUGUUGCUCAGAAGAUACAUUAAUCUGUAGCUGUGUGUAUUGCAUAUAAUUACCUAAAAAUCAGAGAAACUGGAAAAAAAGCUCUGGGACAGAUUCACAAUGGGUUUGGCAGGGAGCCUGCCAUGCCAUCCAAUUAACAGCUCACAGCCAUGGAAGCAGGAGCAGUUCCACUUCAGUCAGGCAAUGCCAGUGCCCCUUCCCACCUGCUGCCUCAGGCUCUCCCACCCCCUGGCUAUGCAGAUGCCAUGUACUUUCUCACAAAAGGGUCUGGAGGCUCAUCUGUGGAUAAUUUGGUUGUCAAGAGUUGACUCUACUGGGGGACAAGUUUUAUUAAGUUUUUUCCUUUAUGGAAGCCUUUAAGAAAACCUGAAAGUAAAGGUUUAGGAAGAACAUGGAUAAUUGGGAUACUAAAGCAAAUCUCAUUUUAAUCAUUUGCUUCUGAUGUGAUUCAUCACUAAACAUCUCUUUUAGUAUUAAAACUAGAGCUUGGGUUUAAUGUCUUUUUACGUGCUUGUUAUCCUUUGGUGGAGACAGACAGUCUUGAAAUUGUCAAAAGAUCAGCAAGGGAAUCUAAAAACAAAGGGCCCAGGUUUUCAAGCAAGUAGAGUGCCAGAUCAUGAACAAGUAUUUCACUUGGGUUUUGUAUCUGUCUGUGGAAGAGCUCCAUGUGCUUGGCACUGUCCUAAGCACUUGACAAAGAUCAACUCAUUGAACCUGUAUAACAAUCCUACGAGGUGGACUCCUGCUUUUCAGGUGAGGUGCCAGAGGUAGUUACAUACCUAACACAAGGUCAUAUUGCUGGUUUUCGGUGAAGCUGGGAUUUGACGCUGUCAAUCUGGUUCCAGAUUCAGUGUUCUUAACCACAAGACUAUGGCGCUCAGAAAACCCUAAGAAACGGUAACACGGUUCUAGAUUAGCUAUUUAUACCGUAUCAGCCAAAUAGCCUGGCUACUGUCCCAAUGUUCACAUUAGUUUUUGCCUAUAAUAUUUAUGCGGACACACAAAACUCUUUCAAUUCUCCUUUUUGGAACCAAGAUUGUGAUUUUUAGUCAAAUUCUUUCCAGGUUGUCUCUAUAAGAAAACACAGCUAUUAAAAUUUAACCUUUUUCUUUGCCUUUAUUGCCUCAUUUUCCAUCCCAACCAUCCAUUCUUAAAAAAAAAGACAAAGUAAAUCUGUUAACUAAAUUUAAGGUGAAAAAUGAUUUAGAAUGAAGUAGAAGAAAAAUUACCAGGGGCUCAACCUCAUAUCACUGAAUUUUGGAGAAAUUUCUGGGACCCAUAACUUGAACAUGUAAUCUUGGCCAUGUGUCAGUUCAGCAGCACUGAGGUCACCAAGCCACCAGAUCCUACUAGCACAGUGCUCAGGCUGAGCUCUUUGGCCCUGUCAUAAGGAGGUCUCAAAUGCUGGUGGGAAAAUCACCCAGGAGACACGGUGCAGCCCCUUAGCAGCUAUGUGCUUGGGAAGGGAACCCUUCUCAACUGAGACUGAGGGUUUCCUGAAACUUCAGCACCCUGGAAACUGGACGCCGUAUGUCUUGGGAGGAAGCUAUGGUCAGGUUGCUCACUCAGCUAGAGGGGAGGCCACUAUAAAUACACCCAUUAGAACCAUGAGCAGUACCGGAACUGCAGAAAAUUGGCCUCAGGCUCUUUCUCUCAAUUACAUAUCUCUUUUGAUUAGAAAUGCAAUCAUCUUUGCCCCUUGUUAAACAAUUCUGAAGCAAAAGGCCUACUAAGAUAGGUAUAAAAAUACAGAAAUGCUUUGUAGAAGCUUUUUUGUAUUUUGUGUUUUUUUUUUGUAUUUUGACAGUCACAAGACCAUUACUGUUGAACGUUUAUUGAGCUCUAACAAUGUGAUAGGUGCCACACAAAACAUCAGACACAGUACCUGCCCGGUGGGCUUACAAUCUAAUCUAAGGACAUUUUUUAAUGUUGCCAUGAGUUUGCUGUUUGUGAAAAUGAGGUAUUAACUGCACCGGUUAGUGCAGCAAAAAAGCCUAUGAAAUCAGACUUUUUAGCAGGUUCCCUAUGCAAGUAGGCAUGAUUGCUCAUAUUAUUCUCUCAAACUAUGGUUCGCAUUUCCCCAAAUUUGGUGAUUUUUGAGAUGUGUGUAAGUGUCUAUAAAGAUAGACACCAAAUGCACAUUUCUUAAAACCAUGGUUCAAAUCUGGCUUCUAGUCCAGAAGAAAAAAUUUAGUUACAUAUUCAGAAAAAUACUGUUAUUCAAAAUAGGCCCUAGAAGAAAAUAGUGAUGGGGGCCAAGUUCCUGUUCAGUGUUCCUAGAAUGUCCACAAGAGCAGCUCCUCAGGGCAGCCUCUCAAAUGCCCUUUACUCUCAAGGUCUUUUGUCUUCAUAGCCCAGAGAUGAAAUGUUUAACGUUUGCUGGGUUCUGUUUGGGCAUGUGCCCCGGGGGAGGUGUGUUUGAGGACAGAGCCCUCUCAGUGCCUCACAGAUCACAAUGCAGACAAUUCCUGCGUUGGCAUUGGCGUUGGUCCCUGGGUCCUUGGCAACACACCACACUAAUUUAAUUUCUAUCUCCAGAAAGCAGCAAAACUACCAGAGGCCCCCAGAAUGUAUCAGUAACUUGCAAAAACGUAACCUGUUAAAAUCUGUCACUGACACAAUCUGUAUACAUACUGCUUAUGAAAACUUGUCCUUUGCUCAUCAUAGUAAAGUCAAGUGCUAAGUAACACUUUUAUCUGUGUUAACCACUUAGCAGAAUAAACUGAUUUAUUAACCACUUAGCAGAAUAAACUGAUUUCAUAUGGAAGGAAAUGUAAGAUAACUCAUAUGUAUUUAAAGCAAAUUUAGUUUUCAUUCUUGUUACUUCUGUGCCUUCUUUAGAUUAUAGUAUCUUCUGUCUCUUCACUUUGAUCCUGAUGAACUAAGUCACCACUUAUUACAUUUAGAUUCCCAAUCCUUUAUUUGCAUAUAUCUUGAAUUUCAGUAAGAUAUGAAAUGCAGACUCCAGGACUGCAUUCUGUAAUGGUACAAGGAUCCUGAGGAAAUACAUUCACAGAAUCCUUUUCUAAUAGUUUCCCCUGUGCUUAUGAAAAGUAUCAAAAAAGACCAACUGGCACAUUCUGAAUGUAUGUUCUCAACAAGUAAUCUAAGUACAAAUGGGAAGCUCUUGCCUUUCUGUUUUGUAAACUCAGAUUAUGCUGACAAGCCAUACUUCCAAAUAAUUUGAUUUGAAAAGGUUGCCUGCAUGUAUAUUUGCCAUUUUAUAAAGAGCAACCAAAUCCCUACCCCCACCUUAUCUUACAAAACCCUUAGUAUUUUUUAAGUUGCAUAAAAAACAAAUAUGUGAAUAAAUAAACAAACAAAUGCAUAACGAAGGGCUUUGAGCUCUUGCUCCAAGGAGUAGGUGAAAGAACUGAUAAAUGAAGCUGAGGCCCUCCCUCAGUGCUUCUCUUUAAAUAGUUAGGCUAAAAAUAUUUUAAGCUGUCUAUAAACUCUGUACUUGCUUCAUUUUUAUUGGAACACAUUUUUUUUUGUGAGCCACAACUGAGUUCCUAUAUAGGAUAUCUCCAGAAUGUAAAUCAGGAAAAAGCAGAUUUUAUUCAGAUUUUUUGUCAAACUGAGCCACUACUCUCUGGUAUGGGGGCACUAGAUGCGUUAAAAAACAGCUAGCCUGAUAAAGACGUGCUAAAGAAGGUUUACUUUAUUUGAACAGUUAAGUCAAGAAUGGCCCUAAAUUCAAUGAAAUAUUGAAGACUUUGGAUUGUUUGAAAGUCCUGGUUUUGAGGGCACAGGAGCAUGGUCUGAAUGAACCAUUCAGAACUCAUCGUGCAUCCAACUAAACACAAAAUUCAUGCUUACCUCCCCCCGCUUUUUUUUAAUGCAACAGGCUCAGUUUUCUCACAUCGGUGCUUCUCUUCAUGCUAGAACUGCUUAUGUCUACAGAGUCCCUGA